Molecule: messenger RNA, 1108 nt
Organism: Tripterygium wilfordii
Lineage: Eukaryota; Viridiplantae; Streptophyta; Magnoliopsida; Celastrales; Celastraceae
Exons: 5
Coding region: 309-830 (173 amino acids)
Cellular component (GO): intracellular membrane-bounded organelle
Source: RefSeq, a predicted model, not a curated record
UUUCAACCGACUCUUCUUCCCACAAAGACAAACUAACUUUACUAUCUGAACAUAAAACUCAGAAAUUAGAUUCAAAGAAAUACAGACAAAAACCAAUACAUGCUUUUUUUUUUUGUGUAUUAAGGAACGAAUCUGUGGUUUCGCAUAAAAGGGACAAGAGAAGAGUGAUAGAAGGGGAUUUCACGUUCUGAAGAAAGAGACCCCAAUCGAUGGUUUUUGUAUGAUUUUCGAAAGCAGAGGGAAUUUGACUGCAAGGCAAAUUAGUUGAAAUCACUUUAUUACUCUUAGAAGAAGCAGAGACGACAAUAAUGGCUUUUUUCAAGAUUGGAUUGCUACCUUGGUUUCAGAAGAAGAUCGUCGAUCCCCUUUAUCAAAUCCUCCGCAGGGGCGCAGAACCAAAGCAAUUGGCAUUCUCUGCUGCUCUUGGCAUCACCUUGGGUUUGUUUCCAAUUUGUGGGGUCACCGUGUUAUUGUGUGGCAUGGCCAUUGCGGUGCUGGGAUCCCUUUGCCAUGCGCCAAGUGUGAUGCUUGCCAACUUUAUUGCGACUCCAAUGGAGUUAAGUUUGGUGGUACCCUUCCUUCGCUUUGGUGAAGCCAUCUCUGGUGGGCCCCAUUUUCCAUUGACAUCUGACGCUCUGAAUAAGGUUUUGACUGGCGAAGCUUCACGUGAAGUUAUAUUAAGCAUUGCCCAUGUGUUGUUGGGAUGGCUUGUCGCAGCGCCUUUUAUUUUGGCUGCACUGUAUGUGGUAUUCUUGCCGUGUUUCAAGAUCUUGGUUUGCAAGUUCAGCACUAUUCCAGCAAGCCCUAAGAAGUCGCCACUGCACCCAUAAGUUCGGCUCAAGGUCAGAGAUGUUUGAUUAGAACAGUUAUAAGGGCAAUGUGCCUUUACAAAAAGGAACAAUGAUUAUCCCUUUCAACACAAUAAGAUGUGGCUUGUACAUAGACUUUUACAAGUUGCUGUAUGUAAAAUGCCCGGUUCCUGAAGAGACAACUUUGAAGUCACAAAUUACCCUGAUUGCACUUUGAAGUGCUAUGAGAUUGAAAUAGUCGACUGAUUGAAUUUUCCUAAAGUGACAAACCAUUGGCAUUAAUAAAUGAAUUGUUUCAA